Molecule: messenger RNA, 369 nt
Organism: Lachancea meyersii CBS 8951
Lineage: Eukaryota; Fungi; Ascomycota; Saccharomycetes; Saccharomycetales; Saccharomycetaceae
Source: the annotation of a GenBank genome assembly
AUGUCUACUGUAUACACUUUAAAUAAGGAUGAUAUCAUUUUGGUGGUUUCUGCGCUGAUUCUGCCACCUUUGCCGGUCAUUGUGCGCAAAGGACUGGUUUCAAGGGAUUUCUGGAUUAACCUUCUUCUGUGUUUGCUCUUUGGGUUUCCAGGUAUUCUACAUGCUGUUUAUGUUGUAUAUAUGACCAGUUCAGAACGCUCUCAAUACUCCCGUGUGGAUGAGAAUUCAGACUUGGAGGCACAGGAUGAAACCGCUGCGACACAGCCAGCUCCUAAGAGUGCAGAACCCGAAGUUCCUCCUGCGUACAACGACGUGGCCCAAAACAGCAACGCUGCCCAGGCUGCUACCGAUAACAAGAUCCAGCAUUGA